Messenger RNA from Letharia lupina, 792 nucleotides. RefSeq lists its product as uncharacterized. The record is from RefSeq and is a predicted model, not a curated record. Bases 1 to 792 code for a protein of 263 amino acids. The transcript is spliced from 3 exons. Lineage: Eukaryota; Fungi; Ascomycota; Lecanoromycetes; Lecanorales; Parmeliaceae.
AUGCAGUCCAAGCUUGUUAUCAGUGUCGCUCUCUUCUCUGCUGUCGCCUUUGCUCAGUCCAAUGACUUCAACAUUGAUACCGCCGAGGAAACAAAAGUCAUUGGUGAACUCGAAGGCUUCGUCACAACCCUCGAAGCGAAUCCAACUUUCCAAGCAGACGUCGCCGCUCUCAUGACAGCACUCCCCAGCAGCGUGGUCCAAGAAGCCGAACAAGACCCUGAAGCACUGAUCGAUCAGAUUGGUUCCAGUAGCGAAGUUCCGGCCUGGGUGUCCGCUAUCCCCACCCCCGUUGUUGAAUCUCUAGAGACGCUCAUCGCGAAGCCCAUUAAGGCGGUGGUCGACGUGGAGGGAUACAUUGAGCAGCUAGUCGAGGAGCCCGAGGUCGCUUCUGCUGUAUCCGUCCUCAUGACCGCCGUCCCAACAAGCGUGCAACAGGCGUUCGAAUCCAAUCCUGCCGGCUUCCUUGAGAACAUCGUCACCGCUACAGCACUACCUUCAUGGGUCACCGACAUCCCAGCACCUCUUCAAAGCGAUCUCGGUUCCAUAGUUAACGAGGCUCUGAGCAUUAUCGAUAAGGACUUGGAAGGUGGCGCUAAUGCUACCGGGACCGCAGGUGGCUUCAUGCCUUCUUCGGGCUAUGCGAAAGCCACGGGCACGGGAGGUGUGUUUGGCUACAACGGUACAAACGGUGGUCCCAGCGGAAGCCCAAUCGCAUACACGGGAGCUGCGGCGCCAAUGAAGACGGCAGCAGCAGGGAUGGCCGCGUUGAUGGUUGGAGCGGGCCUGGACUGA